Molecule: messenger RNA, 1301 nt
Organism: Phytomonas sp. EM1
Lineage: Eukaryota; Euglenozoa; Kinetoplastea; Trypanosomatida; Trypanosomatidae
Source: the annotation of a GenBank genome assembly
GGCAGGGGAGCGUAAGAAAAAUAGUACAUUUUAAAUCCUUUUAAAAAUCCUUCGAGGAAUUUUAGAAACGUUAAUAUGCGUCGCACAUGCCUGCAUUUUUCCGGUUUCUUACAGAACCUUAAGACAGGAACGGAUAAGUUUAAAUUUUUCACUACACUUUGGAAUAAACCAGAGACCAAGGAUGAACGCAUCAAGGAGUACAUUCCCGAAGUCCUUGAGGAAAGUUUACAGGAGCAACGAAGAGUCAUUCAGGAAAGUACUUCCCGUGAUGUUAUUGUCGAGUCAGGCCACAGAGUACUUUUAGAAAUCGAAAAAAAAAGCCCAACUCCAAAUAUUCUCCCACAUCUUUCAAAAUUGAUGCUCGAGUAUGGAGCUAAGAAUUUCAUCGCACUAAGGCCGCUUAGUUAUCUGCUCUAUCCCUCUAGCUUAACGCCCGGUGGGGAUAAGCAGCCGCAUGAUCUCAUACUCACCUUUGUCGACAAUUUUCGCCAACUGAUCGAGGAAGUUGAACAGAAUGGCUGCUCGCCUCGUCUUGGGAGCGCACCAUUAACUACUACCACUAGUGUGGAAAUCCCAAAGGCCCCGAUCCCCGUACCCCAACCCGAAGCUGAAGAGGGUUUCCUAGCAAGGAAGGAAGCCUCCGACGCAGUCUCCGAUACCGGGCCUGCGAAAGAGGUAAAUUGCGUAGAAAAUACGAGCGGCAAUCCUCAUGUUUCGCACUCCGAAAAUCCAAACGCGCGGCCAACCUCCUUUGUCAAUGUGGAGGAGCCCACUGACAUCACCAUGUUCGUUAAGGUUGUGACGGGGAUGGCGCUUGCCAACCUGCAUUGCGGGGACAUUUCCAACGCGAUCCACUGCGUGGAUAUCAGUAUCGCCCACGCGAUCGAUUCCACACGUCGAGGGGCACUUUUAGGCCUCAAGGCAGGACUUUUAGUGCGCCAAAAGAAGUUCAAGGAGGCGGUGGAGGUCGCAAAGCUCGCGGUAGAGGUGUCGGGCGACGCACAGGGAUAUCUACAUGGGGCCUAUGCACUGCGGAUGCUGAAAUCACCGAGCGAAGCAAUAGCGCUACUUGAGAAAGGUAUGGAGGAACACCCUAUGGAUACAAGCCUUGUCACUCAGCUAGAAGCAGCUGGAAAGGAGGUGAGGCUGUCAUUGCCGGUCUCCUAACAAAAAUGGGGAUGAGGGCUCAAACAGAUCCCGGAUUUCAUACCCCUACAGAUGAGCCUCGUUUUUCCAUUUCUAUUAUUAUUAAUUGAAAUUGUCACAAAAUGCUCCUUGGUUAUCUCACGAGGGAAACAAAA